Molecule: messenger RNA, 1487 nt
Organism: Procambarus clarkii (red swamp crayfish)
Lineage: Eukaryota; Metazoa; Arthropoda; Malacostraca; Decapoda; Cambaridae
Source: RefSeq, a predicted model, not a curated record
UACGAAGUUAAAGCCCGAGCCAGCAGGCGAACGCGAGAGGCGACCAGCUGGUGUAGUCCCAUCACCUGCCGCCAGGAGGCUGCAACCCAAGAUGGCGUUGUCAGUGAUCAGAAGGGGAGUGUCCUCUGUGAGCGGGUUGACUGGGCGUGCUUUAGCUGCCCCAUUGCCUGUGCUCCGUCCACAGGUAGCAACUAUAGUAAGCAAGACUAUGCGUGACAAGGACUACAAGCGCCCUGUGCCCUUUCCAUAUAAAAAAGAUACAUAUGGGUUUUUUGCAGCAGUGUUUGAUAAAACAACCUUCCGCUUCGAUGAAAACUCAAAGAUCAUUAUUGUAGAUGGCCCAAUUGCUGCAGGAAAGACUGAAUUUGCUAAGGAAAUAGCAGAGGAAUUGGACAUGUUCUAUGUGCCUGAAGCCAACAUGGACAUGGUAUACAUCAACCCCUAUGGUUACGACAUGAGACAGCUGGAUGACCGCCUUCCAGAUACGGUUAAAAGCUUUGACGAGAAGAAUUUUCACCAAAAUCCCAAACACCGCAGCGUUGCUAUUUUCCAGUUUGAAAUGUUCCGCCUUCGCCUAAGCCAGUACAUUGAUGCCAUUGCUCAUGUACUGAGCACUGGUCAGGGUGUGGUGAUGGACAGGAGUGUGUACAGCGAUUUUGUCUUCGUGGAGGCCAUGGCAAAGUUUGGCUAUCUAAGCCCGGCUGCUCAGAAGCUGUAUUAUGAAUGCAAGAAGAUGACUGUACCAGAGCUGAUGCGACCCCAUCUUGUGAUAUACUUGGAUGUGCCAGUUGAUGUUAUUCAGCAGAGGAUUAAGGAAAGAAACCUUCCUCAUGAAAUUAACUCAAAAGUGUAUACACCAGAAUUCCUCUCCUACAUGGAGAAUGUGUACAAGAUGAAGUAUUUGAGAGAAAUGAGUGUUCAUUCAGAACUGUUGCUGUAUGACUGGUCAGCAAAGGGGGAGCCUGAGGUGGUUGUAGAAGACAUUGAGCGUAUUAACUUUGAUUUCGACAAGAAUGAUCCAAAGAUGGCCGACUGGAGGUGUGGCGAUGAGUGGGAUUGGUGCCAAAAACGUAUGAUGUAUACAAAGAGGAAGAGGUGGAUUAUGCAUUGGAUGAAUGUGCCGCCCCUUGAUGUUCCUGAAGUAAUGGUGGCCGCGGAGGACGUCAAGACGUUUAAAGAUGUGUGGCACUCUGCUCCUGGGAUGAAGUAUGCUGAGGGCUACAAUGCAGAUAUGGGAGAUCAGUUCAUUCUUACCAAGUUCUAAAUCUAAAUGACGGCCAUCAAAUUAAUUUCAUAUGAUGCAUUACUUCAAAUACUUAGUGGAAAGCAUUAAUUUAUAAAAUUAUGACAGUAUUGUUAGCAAUGAUGGCUUUUGUAAUUGAACAGCAAGAUUUAAUGUUACAACAUUUUCGAUGAUUUGUUGUAAGCAUGAAUGUCUCUCAUGAUGUAAUAUAUUGUACAGAUGGAAAAUAUAAUGUUUAAUUAUU